Molecule: messenger RNA, 2144 nt
Organism: Apis laboriosa (Himalayan honeybee)
Lineage: Eukaryota; Metazoa; Arthropoda; Insecta; Hymenoptera; Apidae
Product: protein ecdysoneless
Exons: 6
Coding region: 103-2037 (644 amino acids)
Cellular component (GO): nucleus
Source: RefSeq, a predicted model, not a curated record
AUCAAUGUAUUGAAGAAAUGGAAUGGAAUUGCUAUACCCCGCCGAAACCAAGUUGUAGAUGGUUAAAUAACUUUUGUGAAUUACGUCGCCAAUGGAGUAACCAUGCUCGCCGACAAAAAUGUAAAUGUUGCAACUGUAAACAACGACCUUACAGACAUUGAUGAAACCAUGGCUUACACAAAAAUAUCUAAAGUUAAAGAAGAUGAUGUUCUUGAAUGUUUUCUUUAUCCAAAAAUUUGUUACACAAAGCCUUUAAUAACCAUAACAGAGGAAAUUCUUAUACAAGAAAUUAUAAAAUUCAAUGAAGAAAUUGCAUCAUACAUUGAAAAUUAUAUUUGGCAUAAUGAUAAUUUGAUUUUUCGUCCUAGAACAAAACAAGCAUUAUUAUUAGAAAAACUCAUUGAAAAUUCUACAAUUAUAGAAGAAUGUAAUAUAUUACCUCACAUUUAUGUACGCUUAUGUUUUGAUGAAGAUAUAACUGAUGAGUGGUUUACGGUUUUUUUAAUAUCUAAACUUACACAAACUUUUGAUGGGUUGAUCGCUAAAAUUAUAGACUCUGAUGGUGAAUUUCUUUUAAUAGAAGCUGCAAAUGUCUUACCCCCAUGGGCUAAUCCUGAAACAUGUGAAAAUCAUGUAUUUAUGUAUAAUGGUGAAUUGCAUAUUGUUCGCGAUAAACAUAAAACAUUAUUGGAUUCAUUAAAUAAUAUUUGGGAGGAACCUUAUCUAUACAGGGCCCCUGAGAAAGUACAAGAUGUAUUAAGAAAGCGAAUUAAUACUUAUCCUGAUGAAAUUAAAAAAAGAAAUCAUAAAGCUCGAGUUUUUUUAUCAGAAAAAGCAAUUUCAAUACUUCAACAAGAACCAAGAUUAGUUGCAUUAGCUAUUCGAACUAUAUGUCAUUCUGAUCCAUUUGAAAGAAAAGUUUGUCGUGCCAUGAGAUAUUUCCCUCCUGAACAACGUAUUAUGGUUAAUAUACGAAUGACUAAAUGUUUGUAUGCGAUGGCAAAUCAUUGUCGAUAUACAGGUGAUCCAAGAACAGGCUGGAAUAUACCACCAAUAACUUGUUCAAAGUAUAAAUCUCAUAUACUUGGAAUUAAAAUAGCAUGUGGCUUAGAAAUGUUAGUUGCUCGUGCAAUUGAAGAACGUAGAAAAAGAGAAAAAACAUCAGUUAAUGAUUCGGACAAAUUAAAAGCAAAUGAUGAUGUUUUAAAUGCAUAUUUAAGUCGUUUAGAAAUUAGUGGUUAUUUUAGAAAUUUGUUAAAAGGCAGCGAAGAAUAUGAAAAGCUCAUGAAUGCAGCUAAAGAUUAUUAUUUGAAGUAUUUUAACUUAUAUAAUUCUAAUAUCAAAAAUAAUAAAAGUGACGCUGAAAAAGUUUUAGAAGCAUGGGAAAAUAUACAGACUAAUGAUAUUGAAUUGCAUGUUCAAGAUGAAGUUGCAUUAAGUCCUGCAGAUAGUGAUAGUUGGUUAAAUGUAGAUCCAGUACAGUUAGAAACAUUUUUAAACGAAAAAUGGGGAAAUGUUAAAAGCAAGAAAUAUGAACAAGAAUCGUUAAGUGUUAAAGAAAAAGUACAGAUGUUCUUGAAUCAAAAUAGUGAUAUUGAUGGUGUACAAUUUUUAGAGGAUUUUUCAGUUGAAACUGAUAUAAUACACGACUCGGAAGAUAACGGAAAAAUUGAAUUCGAUGCGGACAUAUUUGACAGUACAUUGCGAGGUAUAUUAGAUUUAGUUGUUCCUGGAAAUGAAGGAGAAUUUGAAGGAAGUUCAGAAGGAUCUUUAGGUGAAGACAAUGAAGAUAAAAGGAAUGAAAUGGAUAAAUAUAUGAGACUGUUAGAUUCUCAAUUGCAAUCUGAAAUAGAAAAAGAUGAAAAUUCUGAAAUAAAUAAAAAUUCUGAUGUCGUAGAAGAUAAUUUGAUAAAAAGUAUUACAGAAGAAGCAGGUGGUUCAGGUCCAACUGGAAAUAUAAUAGGUGGAUCUGCUCGACGACUUCUGCAUUUACAAUUACAAUCGCCCACUACAGUACCUCCUGAUUUACAAAGUUAAUAUUUUUAUUUAUAUAAUAUAUAUCGAAAAAUAUGUUAAUGAUUGUUAAUAGAUUGAAAUUCUCAUUAAUUAUUUUAUACAAACUAUACAUAUUUAUUAUUUGGAAA